Postia placenta MAD-698-R-SB12 is the source of this 1275-nucleotide messenger RNA. RefSeq lists its product as hypothetical. The transcript has 3 exons. The record is from RefSeq and is a predicted model, not a curated record. NCBI's taxonomy places the organism in Eukaryota, Fungi, Basidiomycota, Agaricomycetes, Polyporales, Adustoporiaceae. The annotation marks the transcript as partial. Gene Ontology annotation, molecular function: nucleic acid binding; zinc ion binding.
UUACUCAGUAAUCCCACCGAUGUUUUCAACAAGCUCAAAGCCCACAACCCCGAGGCAACCAAUGCCACCGACCGCGCUGCACUAGAGGCGUAUCUCUCCGCCCGCCGCGAAUACGACGAGGCUGUCAAGGCAGCCGACGAGGCCAUCGACCACCACAAGCGGCUCCUACGCCAACAGGACGACCGCGUCCUCACCGAGCUCAUCCGGCUCGACAAUCUGAAAGUUGCCCAUCGCUUUCAACCGCUCUUACCACGCAGCAUCCGGGCACGGCACAACAAAUUCAUCCCGUGCGCCAUCCCCAACGCAUACUUACCCCUACCCGCACCCCUACCGACGUCUGCCUUCAGGCGCCCCCCGAUCCCAUCCCCUUUCCUCCAAGCAACGCCGCGAAGCACUACCAUCCCGGCCGACUGGCAACCCAACCCUGGUUGGACCCCAAAGGGAAGCUGCAGGCGAUGCGGAUCGUCUCGACACUGGGUACGGGACUGUCCAGACGUACGAUGCGCAGGAUGCGGAAAAGAAGCCCCUGGACACCUGGAGCGAGAGUGCGGAACCAGGCCAAUGAAGCGACACGUAUCCGCACCACCUGAAGAACCUGCGCGACGCGUGGGGGUGGUCGUCGACAAUGUGUUCCUCAAAGGAAUCAUCAACGAGGCGAAGGAGAGGAAGGAGAAAGAAAGGCAGAUGAAAGCGAUACCCAUCCCUCCACCGCGUAGCGCUAACCCCGAACCCCCCGCCAGUCCCGUCGCGGGACCUUCGCGCCCCCGCCCCGAUACACCCGUCGUCUUUCGCAAAGUCGAUCCCGACUGGAGACCGGACACCACUCAAUGGACGUGGGACAGCUCCUGGCCGAAUCAGAAGCACCUCUCUGGCGAGGAAUGGAUGAACGUAGGGAGGAACACGCGCAAGGAGUGGUUCGACAAAGAGGAGGACGACGGCGUAGAUUGGGAGUUGUAUGGAGAUGGUGAGCAUCUCUGCUCCUCUUCGCUUGGAGUAGUGGUCAUUCUCGACUUCCUCGCUCGAUCUUCAGGACGACGCACUAUGUCCCGAGAUCUACGCGCUGAUAGGCGCCAAGCCCCUCUGGGCCCCGAUACAGCUCUUUUCGGCAAUCGCAUCCCGCCCGGCACUUCAGCUCAGUCACCCAACACUUCGAUUUCGCCUUCGACGCUCUUCGACACCUUCGACGGUGCGCGACGCUUACUCAAAGCUCGGCACGGUCGUCCCGAUGCCUCGCGCGUAGAUCCCGGGACAUCUUCCGCAUUCGGCGAACAAUAG